This is a messenger RNA of Megalobrama amblycephala (Wuchang bream), 1198 nucleotides long. It is a transcript of the gene fadd, whose product is annotated as Fas (tnfrsf6)-associated via death domain. Gene Ontology annotation, molecular function: protein binding. Gene Ontology annotation, biological process: regulation of apoptotic process; signal transduction. The record is from RefSeq and is a predicted model, not a curated record. Bases 269 to 850 code for a protein of 193 amino acids. NCBI's taxonomy places the organism in Eukaryota, Metazoa, Chordata, Actinopteri, Cypriniformes, Xenocyprididae. The transcript has 2 exons.
AAAAAAACGACUGGUUCAAACUUCAAAAGAACGACUCAUUUGUGAAGCAAGUUACGUUACUUUAAAAGUGAAGUGCGUUGUUGGCGGGUGUCGUUUUGGUUUCUAGCUGAUCCACCACACAGCAGUGGAGUUGGGUGGCUUUUAGGACGCGAGGGAGGGGAUUUUCACGCUGCACUGCUAAAACGUGAACGUGCUGAAAGCGAAAGCGGCAGAUGAAGCGUUCGGGCGUCAUGCGGUAGCGUUGCGUUAACAUUCAAACACACAGAUCAUGGAUACCCGCGCGUUUAGAGCGAUGUUACUAGCGAUAUCCGAUAAACUCACUGAGGAUAAUGUGGUGAGUUUAAAGUUUUUGUGCACAGACAUCGGGAAGAAAAAGCUUGAGAAAAUCAACAAGGGUUUUGAUCUUUUCGAGUGCUUGAUCGAAAGAGCUCAAAUCGGGCCUGAUAACACGGACCUUUUGCGAAAACUUCUGAAAGACAUCGGUCAGACUGUUCUUAUUAAAAUAAUAGAGGAUUAUGAGAGACAAGCGGCUUGCAGACCCGAUGAUGGAUUGGAUGCGAAAGAGAGAGAAAAAAUAAACAGUGCAACGGAUGUAAUUGUUGAACAUCUGGGUAAAAAGUGGCUUCAAGUUGGAAGAAAACUUGGACUUCAAGACGCUCAGCUUGAAGGCAUCCAGGAGAAACACAGCCGUAACCUGGAGGAGCAGGUGAGGGAGCUCAUCAGACAGUGGAUUAGGAACAAGAAAGAAAACGCCAGAGUGGAGGAUCUCAUCAAAGCUCUGCGAGACUGCAAACAAAACCUCACCGCUGAUCUCGUGGAGAAAAAACUCAGAGAGAGCGGUAUACCUUGAACAUCACCACACCUCCUCCAUUUUUGUCUGUUUUUGGAAGCUGUUGUAUUACAAAAGGAAAGAGCUUUGGGAUUAAUAAUGUGAAUUUCCUUUUAAAGUGCAAAUGAACUGAAUUGUCUAUUGCUGAUUGUUUACAGAUCUUGAAUGAAUUUUUGGUGAACAUUUAAUUGAAAACCAUUAGAUAAUAUAUUUUUAAAAUGAUUAUAUUCCAGAAAAUGAAAUAUUGAAUGAGAAUUUUGCAAUUUUUACAGAACAUACUCCUCAUAUCACACUGUUCUUGUAUUUACUGAUUUUGUGAAAAGAAUCUAGUCACGUGACACAAAUGAAUAAAGGGACUCUUAUUAUGUA